Messenger RNA from Diceros bicornis minor, 3581 nucleotides. RefSeq names its product mitogen-activated protein kinase 8 interacting protein 2 (gene MAPK8IP2). NCBI's taxonomy places the organism in Eukaryota, Metazoa, Chordata, Mammalia, Perissodactyla, Rhinocerotidae. Bases 163 to 2823 code for a protein of 886 amino acids. The record is from RefSeq and is a predicted model, not a curated record. Gene Ontology annotation, biological process: regulation of JNK cascade. Gene Ontology annotation, cellular component: cytoplasm. The transcript is spliced from 13 exons. Gene Ontology annotation, molecular function: protein binding.
CCUGUCCCUGCGGCGUUGCCGCUCGCGCUGCGCGGAGUCUGCGGGGCGUUGAGGUACCGGCGGGCGGGUGUCGCAGGGCGUGUCACGAGGUGCGUCGGGAGGCGAGGACGAGGGAGGAGCCGUCGCUCGGCCCCCCCGCGGUCGGCAGGGCUCCCCGAGAAGAUGGCGGACCGCGCGGACAUGUUCUCUCUCUCCACCUUCCACUCGCUGUCGCCGCCAGGCUGCAGGCCUCCCCAGGACAUAAGCCUGGAAGAAUUUGACGAUGAAGACCUCUCUGAGAUCACCGAUGACUGUGGUCUGGGCCUCAGCUAUGACUCGGAUCACUGCGAGAAGUCAUUGUUGCACUCUGGCCCAGCUCUGCCCUGUCCCUCCUUCCUGCAGGACAGCCUCUCUCUGGGGCGUUCGGAGCAGCCGCACCCCAUCUGCUCCUUCCAGGAUGACUUCCAGGAGUUUGAGAUGAUCGAUGACAAUGAAGAGGAGGAGGAGGAGGAGGAGGAGGAUGAGGAGGAGGAGGAGGAGGAAGAAGAGGAGGAAGGAGAAGGAGAGGACAAGGAGGGAGGUGGCCCUGGCUCAGAGGCCCCUGCCAGGGAGCCCCUGAUCCCCUCCCCCUCCCCCUCCCUGGAGGAGCCCCACAAGCACCGGCCCACCACCCUCCACCUGACUACAAUGGGAGCCCAGGACUCCCUGAACAACAAUGGAGGCUUUGCCCCAGUGCUUCCAGCCUCCUGGCAGGAGACGGUGCUGCGCUCACCCCCCCAGGAGCCCCUCAGAGAGCCGUUGGCCCCCCUCCCGCCCACAGACGGGAGCUCCAGCGGGGCACAGUCGCCUGUGCCCCCAGGUUGCGACUGUGAAGGGAACCAGCCUGCGGGGCCCCCGGCGCCAGAUGGGGCCUCGCCCUCCUCAGAUCCCGGCAUCGAGGCGGACCUGGGGAGCCGCUCCAGCGGGGGCCAUGGGGGCCGGCGCAGCAGCCAAGAGCUGUCGUCCCCGGGCUCCGACUCGGAGGACGCGGCGGGCGCGCGCCUGGGGCGCAUGAUUUCGUCCAUCUCCGAGACGGAGCUGGAGUUGAGCAGUGAUGGCGGCAGCAGCAGCAGCAGCGGCCGCUCCUCGCACCUCACCAACUCCAUCGAGGAGGCCUCGUCGCCUGCCUCGGAGCCCGAGCCCGAGCCCGAGCCCGAGCCCGCGCGCGAGCCCCUGCGCCGCCCCGCCUUCCUGGCCGUGGGCCCCGACGACACCAACAGCGAGUACGAGUCGGGGUCUGAGUCGGAGCCAGACCUCAGCGAGGACGCCGACUCGCCCUGGCUGCUCAGCAACCUGGUGAGCCGCAUGAUCUCCGAGGGCUCCUCGCCCAUCCGCUGCCCUGGCCAGUGCCUGUCCCCCGUGCCACGUCCUUUGGGGGAGCCCGCGUCGCCGGCCGGCGGGGCCCCCGAGGCACCUGUGGGGUCUGGUGGCGUGGAGCUGGUGGACAUGGAGACGCUGUGCGGGCCGCCGCCCCCCGCGCCCUCAGCACCCAGGCCCGGCCCGGCGCAGCCCGGGCCCUGCCUGUUCCUCAGCAACCCCACGUGCGACACCAUCACGCCUCUGUGGGCGGCUCCGGGCCGCGCCGCCCGCCCCGGCCGCUCCUGCUCCGCCGCCUGCUCCGAGGAAGAGGAGGACGAGGACGAAGAGGAGGACGAGGACGAAGCCGAGGACAAGGUGGGGCCCCCCGGGAGCAGGGGCGCGGGCCCCGCGGCGCCGUUGGACGCCUCGCUGGUGUACGACGCGGUCAAGUACACGCUGGUGGUGGACGAGCACACGCAGCUGGAGCUGGUGAGCCUGCGGCGCUGCGCCGGCCUGGGCGACGACAGCGAGGAGGACAGUGGCGGCGAGACGAGCGAGGAAGAGACUGGGGCUGCACUGCUAGGCAACGGUCAGGGCCCCGGGGACGCCUCCCCAGACAGCCCUGACCUCACCUUCUCCAAGAAGUUCCUCAAUGUCUUUGUCAACAGCACCUCUCGAUCUUCCAGCACCGAGUCCUUUGGCCUUUUUUCCUGCCUGGUCAACGGGGAGGAGAGAGAGCAAACCCAUCGGGCUGUCUUCAGGUUCAUCCCUCGCCAUCCUGAUGAGCUGGAGCUGGAUGUGGACGACCCUGUGCUAGUGGAGGCCGAGGAGGACGACUUCUGGUUCCGUGGCUUCAACAUGCGCACGGGCGAGCGUGGGGUCUUCCCUGCCUUCUAUGCCCACGCAGUGCCCGGCCCUGCCAAGGACCUGCUGGGGAGCAAGCGGAGUCCCUGCUGGGUGGAGCGAUUCGAUGUGCAAUUCCUGGGCUCCGUGGAGGUGCCCUGUCACCAGGGCAACGGCAUCCUGUGCGCAGCCAUGCAGAAGAUUGCCACUGCUCGGAAGCUGACCGUCCACCUGCGUCCUCCUGCCUCCUGUGACCUGGAGAUUUCUCUUCGGGGCGUCAAGCUGAGUCUAAGCGGAGGACCGGAGUUCCAGCACUGCAGCCACUUCUUCCAGAUGAAGAACAUCUCGUUCUGCGGCUGCCACCCCCGUAACAGCUGGGGCAGACUCUGGAGGAGGGACAUGGAGGCAGGUGGCGCUGGCUCGGGAGAAGGAAGGUGCGGCUGGACACCCCUGUUGUGGAGGAGUUCACACAGACCACUGACUCCUCAGAGCUAUUUCGGCUUCAUCACCAAACACCCUCUGCUGAGCCGCUUUGCCUGCCACGUCUUUGUCUCCCAGGAAUCCAUGAGGCCCGUGGCCCAGAGUGUGGGCCGCGCGUUCCUGGAGUACUACCAGGAACACCUGGAGUACGCCUGCCCCACAGAGGACAUCUACCUGGAGUAGCUGCCCGUCGCCCUCCUGCUCCAGGUGCACCUGGAGUUCACCUGCCCCACAGAGGACAUCUACCUGGAGUAGCCGCCGCUCUCCUGCUCCAGGUGCAGCUGGGCUGGGGGUGUCUCAAGAGGCCACCGUGGCUUUGGCAAGGACUGGAUUGGGGGCACGUGGACCUGCUGUCCAGGGAGUCUCUGGGGCUGUGCUGGGGACUCUCCUCCUCGUUCCCAGGGGCUGUGGGAGCGUGGAGCCCGCCCCUCCCCCUUUCCCUCAGAUCCCUUCUUUCUCUUCCCCUUGACCUCCCUCCUCUCUCCUCAUGUCUGUCUCUGUCCCUCUCUGUGCCUGCAAACUCUCAUCCUCUGCUCUUUACUUUGGGGUCAGAACUGGGAGCGGGGUAUGGAGGAUGGCGAGGCUCCAGGUGACCAGUGACAUCAGGCUCCCAGCUGAUCCCCUCCUGCCCCUCCCCUGUGAUUUAUAAAGGAAUUUUAAUUUUUAUAGUGAAUCUCAAGGGAUCAUCCCAUCCUUGACCACAAGGACAAAGAGAGGGACCCCCAUACCACCCUGCACGGAGCUCAGGGGAAAGCAGGGAGGGGCUCCCCAGAAGGGCCUUGGGGGAGACUUAGGAGUAGUUCUUGAUGCUCACCCCAGGCCCCCAGAUGCUGCUAGGAGGAGGGCGCCCCGCCCCAGGUCCCGGCCACACCAGCAUCUGCUUUGCCGCUGCAAACACUCCCCGCAGUCCAGCACCUCAAUAAACUCUCUGCUUGGUGUGA